Molecule: messenger RNA, 1369 nt
Organism: Scleropages formosus (Asian bonytongue)
Lineage: Eukaryota; Metazoa; Chordata; Actinopteri; Osteoglossiformes; Osteoglossidae
Gene: bet1
Product: Bet1 golgi vesicular membrane trafficking protein
Exons: 4
Coding region: 204-551 (115 amino acids)
Source: RefSeq, a predicted model, not a curated record
CUCAGGUGGAGCUGUGCUUGUGUUUACGUUAUGCUGUAACACAACAUCGACUGAAUUUGAAGACGCAUGUCUGUAGGGCUAUAGUAUAAAUGACAAUAUAUGGGUUAUGUUAUAGAUUUCCAGUGCUGCAGGGUUUGCCUUUUUUGAAGUUCCCAAGCCUUAAACAGAAAAGCCACCUCAUCAUCACGUAGUAGUCCUGAGUGAUGCUGAGGCCCUCAGUCAGUGAGGGUGAUGGAGCUCCGCCAGGAAAUUAUGUUGCAAGUGGGUAUAGUGUAUAUGAAGAGGACAAUGAACAUUUACAGGAAGGUUUAAGGGCAAAAGUUAAAGCUCUAAAACAUCUUUCAAUUGAUAUUGGAACCGAAGUAAAAUUUCAAAAUAAAAUGUUGCAAGAAAUGGACUCGGACUUCGACUCAACUGGCGGCCUGCUGGGGGCCACCAUGGGAAGGCUGAAAGCACUCUCCAGGGGCAGCCAGACAAAGAUCUUCUGCUACGUGCUCUUGUUUGCGCUCUUUGUCUUCUUCGUCCUCUACUGGGUGAUCAAGCUGAGGUGAUGAAGUGGGAACGUACCUCCCCCCGCCCCCGGACCAGAAAGGCAGCGUUCCCCACUCCCAGAGCUGUAUUAAAGGAUGGGCGUGAAUCUCAAAACAAAUGUGCUGCCCAUUUGUUUAAAUGGUAAUGUGCAAUAUGGAUGCUUGGCAGCCAGCCAGCCAGUAUAGAUACUGCCAUAGAUAAUUUUUUUAAUGUGAAAGUGUCAGUUUGUUCUGGACCUUUUAAGACUGGAAAAAAGAUCUUGUAAGAUAGAAGCAAUGUCAGUACCUGAAUCUGUGAUUUAACUACCUAAGUUGGACUACAUCCAUUCAAAUCCAACAUUUUCAAAUUUUCAUCUGUAAGCAAAAUGAGAAAAGUAGAAGGGGCUAAGAUACAUGAAAACAUAUUUGAACCUCCUUGUUUUACAUGUGUAUACUCAUGUAGUUGAUCGGUUUAAUUAUAUGGAGAGAAUUUAUGAUUUCAUACAUAUUGUACAUCAGUUUUAUUGCUGAAGACAUAGGCAUGCCCCCCUUUUUGUUGCAGCACCAUUACUGAACUGCAGCUGAGAUAUGUUGCAUGUGGAAGACUUGGCUCGACUAAAUCCGAUAGUUUUUAAAUGUGACACCCUGACCCAUCAGUUUCACUUUAUUACAGUGGUGAAGAUGUCUGUCAAAUUAAUAAAAUGUAUCUCUAACAUUGCAGAUAUAUACAAGAUGUAAUUAUAUCAUUAUUCCAUGAUACAUUUUGAGCAGAUUUUUCAAAAUUUCAUUAGGUGACCAGAUUUUUUUAUAUAUAUUAUACAGUAUAAAGGCAUGGUUCAUUGGAUUUCAGUAGGAUAUAU